This is a messenger RNA of Schistosoma rodhaini, 780 nucleotides long. The record is from the annotation of a GenBank genome assembly. NCBI's taxonomy places the organism in Eukaryota, Metazoa, Platyhelminthes, Trematoda, Strigeidida, Schistosomatidae.
AUGAUCCAUAGUAAGAUCUUAGCAGUGAAACACUCUUGUUUCAAUAAGGAAGACAAUGAUGAGAACUACUUGUGUGCCUUUAGUAAAUCUCCUGAAAAAUGUUUACAAUGUGGUACCAUAUUAAAAGAUGAAAUAGUUGUCAAGCUCAUGUUACCAUUCUCUAAUGCUCAUGUUUCCAUUCUAUUUCCUUCAUAUCCUAUAGCUAAAAUUGCAUUUAUUCUAUCGGAUAGUAGUAAUAGUAUUUUAAAUUAUCAGUCUAAUUCAAAUUUACAUUGUGGUGUCAUUGACUCGGAAGGUAAAGUUUAUCAUUUUACUAAACAAUAUGGUAUAUCUAUUGAUUCUAUGGGUUGGGAACAAUCAAUUAUUGUCAAUGUAUCCGAAGUAACUGGAUGUAAGAAUCUGACGUCGUCCAAAUGGAAUGAAACUAUUCACAGUUAUGUUAAUAAUCUAAAUGGAUCUAUUCACAGUUAUGUUAAUGAUCUAAAUGGAUCUAUUCACAGUUAUGUCAAUGAUCCAAAUGGAUCUAUUCACAGUUAUGUUAAUGAUCCAAAUGGAUCCAUUCACAGUAGUAUGAAUCAAGAUUAUGAUUGUUUAGACUUUGUUGUGGAUAUUAUAAAAUAUGCUAUAAAUGAUCAAGAGGUGAAUCGAAUUAGAAUAGCACAAUGGUUAUCUAAUCAACUUGAAUGGGUUCUAUUAUAUACGGAUAUAAUAAAACAAUUAGAAUCUGGUUCAUUGCAAGUUAUGAAAAGACUUCCUAUUAUUGCCAUUUGUCAAUAUUAA